AUGGAAUCAUUAUAAUUAAUGUCUGAUUUAUAUAAAAUUAAUAAAAAAAUAUCACAAGGUGCAUUUGGAACUGUUUAUGAAGGCAUCAAUGUGAAAACUGGAGAAAUAGUAGCCAUUAAACAAUUGUUUUGUAAUAAGAAAGUACUAAGAGAAGUUCAUUUACAUGAAAAGAUGAAUCAUAAAAAUGUUAUCAAAGUUUACUAAUAUUAAGUUCUCGAUUAAUAAUGUUCAAUCUAUAUGGAAUAUUGUUAAUAUGAUUUACACUAAUUUAUAUCAAGCACUCUCUAUCCUCUUGAUGUUGAAGUAAUAAGAAAUAUUGCAUAUCAAAUUCUAUGUGGGAUAGAACAUAUCCAUUCACGCUAAGUUGUUCAUCGAGAUCUCAAACCAUCUAAUAUUAUGCUUCAUGAGGGAAUCAUUAAAAUUGGAGAUUUUGGUUCAGCAGAACAUUUGAGUAAAUUGGAUCAAAAUGGAUAAUAUUCAACUGAAGGUUUCUCUAAAUGGUAUAUGGCACCAGAAAUGUUAUUUGGUAAAAGAGAUUAUGGAACUGAAGUAGAUAUUUGGUCAUUUGGAUGUAUUUACGCUGAAUUACUUACAGGAUUACCAUUAUUUACUGGAAAAGGUGAAAUUGAUUAAAUCAUUCACAUAGGUAAUGUUUUAGGUUCACCUACUGAAGAUAAUUGGCCUAAAGUUAAGGAAUUACCAGAUUAAGGAAAGAUUAAGUAUUAAAUUAAUUAAUUUUAGCUUUUAACAUGUAAGACCCAAGUCAUUCUUUGAAUAUUUUGAUUUAGCUGAUGAUGAUUAAAUUAAUUUUCUUUAAUCAACAUUAAAAUAUUAGGACCGUCCUACUGCAUCUUAAUUAUUAAAACACAAAUAUUUUAAUAAGAUAAAUGAAAACUUCAAAAUCAAUGCUGAAUGUCUUCCUAAAGAAUAAUAUAAUCCUUAUUAUAAAUAUAUUUGA
Messenger RNA from Paramecium pentaurelia, 958 nucleotides. Lineage: Eukaryota; Ciliophora; Oligohymenophorea; Peniculida; Parameciidae. The record is from the annotation of a GenBank genome assembly.